This is a messenger RNA of Cadophora gregata, 1734 nucleotides long. RefSeq lists its product as uncharacterized. The transcript has 3 exons. The record is from RefSeq and is a predicted model, not a curated record. Bases 1 to 1734 code for a protein of 577 amino acids. Lineage: Eukaryota; Fungi; Ascomycota; Leotiomycetes; Helotiales; Ploettnerulaceae.
AUGGGACCCCAGCCCACGAUCGAAGACCUGGACCAGAUGUUCGAAGAGCACCCUUCUUUAGACGCAUCUCUGCAAGACUUCGAGCCGACAAGCAGCGAGAUAGGCCAAUCGCCCCGCUUCGGAUACCCUUCCCAUCACUCUGGCUUCCUCUCAGACACAGGCUCGGAGAUGGCAGACUCGGUUUCGGGAGGCAGAUACAGCCCGCCGGCAUGGAGACGCGACGGAAACGGCAAUCGAAGCAGCGGCUUCUGGAAUAGAUCGAUGCUGGGCAAGCGCAGUAGGGAGGAUUCGAGAGAGAGCAGUCCGGAAUAUGAGAGCGCGGAUGAUGGGGAGGAUGCCACAUUAGCUGCUGCUGCGCGGACAAGGCUACCAACUGGAUCGAUGUCGCCGGAUAAGCAGAGAAGUCCGAGUCCUGGUCCUUAUCCGCAAGGUUCAGAAGACUUUGGUAGAACCUUUGGGGGUGUAGUCAAGCAGGAGCAAGAUGCAGUACAAUCAGCAGAGAAUGCCAAUAACUACAUUCGAUUCGCUGUCAGAGCAGAAGUUCAACAUCGAACAGAGCCAUUUGAAGCAGCGUUUUCUUUCAUCAAAACGAGAUUUACCACCAUGACGAAAUCGUGGACGUCCUUGGCGACUUCAAUUCUUGUUGCUCUUCUCUCAUUCCUAGCUUUGCAAAGACUCUUCCAACCUAGCGACCCGCCCCCGGUUCCAGACUUGGUCAAAGUUGCAGGUCUUGCUAAGGCUUUCGAACCGCUCAUAUUCUAUUCGGAGAAUGGUGUACAACAAGUUGGUGAUCUCCAAGCUACUGGGGUGGCUGUAUGGGAUCUUGGAGAGAGUGUACGAUCAACGAAUAUGACCUCCGCUCCUAUUAUAGUGAAGGAGUUGGAUGGAUUAAGUGAGAGUCUUAAGACGUUGGCUAUUGAACUGACGAGAUUUUUUGCGAAUGUGGAUGGUGAUGUUGAUGGGAUUUUAAUUGUAAUGGAUUGGGCGAGACGAGAGCUCUCUCAACUUCAACUUCUACCACCGUCACCUAUGACAUCCGCAUUUGAUAACGUACACACGUUGUUGACUAAAUGUGGAGUCCUCGAGACCCCAUCUGGAACGCCAACAAGAGUUGGUACAUUAACUACCUCUAUCUUUGGACUGUCUUCGCAACAACGAACACGCCAAACCCUUCAACGCACAUUUACCGAGUUUCUCUCCGUCCUCGAAGAGUCCAUCAAUUCAGAACUGACCCACUCCCUAGCCCUCUUCUCCCUCUUCGAAGCCAUCGAUCGCCAAUUUGGCAAUCUAGCCCGCACUGUCGCCCGCGAAUCCGACGCCCAGGACUCAGCACAGGACGACUUGCUCUCGUCGCUUUGGACCAAAUUGCUUGGCCCCAACGCAAACACCCUCCACAAAUUCGAAAAGAACAAGAAACUUCUCAGCAACAUCCGCUCCAAGACCGUGCAGAACAAAAACAUUCUGGAGGAUCACAACCGCAAACUCCUGAUGCUCAAAGCCAACCUAGAGAAUCUGAGGCGCAAGCUGGUUAGUCCGCUUGUGAGAGCAAAUGGUAGUACGUUGGGCAUUGAGGACCAGAUUAGGGGGCUCGAAGAGGUCAGUGGGUAUCUGGGUGGUGUGCGGGAGAAGCAGAAGACGAAGUUGAUGGAGUAUCUUUAUGGGGCUGGAAGUAAUAGUGCGCGGAGGAUUGCAGGGGUUGAAAGAGGUGAGAUGGAUGGGUAUUGGGAGCGGUGA